AACCAGAGGUAGAAAGUAUCAAUGAGGUGUUUAAAAAAAACAAUGAAAGUGAAAUGGCUAAGAUGUCGGACCUUAUUGCUCGUUUAGAAAAAGUAGAAAAAGACGUUAUGGAACUGAAAUCGCAUCCUUCCUUUUCAACAAGACUCGAUAAAAUAGGUCAAAAUCAAUUCGAGACUGAUGAAUAUGCAAAGGAAGAUCAAACCCAAAUGAAAUCGGAACAGAAUGCUAAAGGGAAUAAACAUCCUAAACUGAGACAUGAGGUUAAAAAUGAGACCAGUUGUACAACUGAACUGAAUCCAAACGGUCAUUCUACAACAAGGAAGCUCGACAGAAUUGUGUAUGUAUACAUUAAGUCUCCAAGUGAGGUGACGAAAAUGUUGAAAAGGCAAUUAAUGGAAACAUUAUAUGCUCGUUUAAAGUAUAUAGGAUUUGUGGAAAUUCAAAAUAUAGACGACAUUGAAAAAGGACCACCAUUGCUUGCUCUAUGUGUAAAUGCAAGUAGAAUGAAAACUGAUGCAAGCAAUGCAAUAAAAAGAGUAAGAGAAUUAAAGAAUACGGUGCUUGUCAUCUUCCAUCAUGUUGAACAUCAUGCUGACGUGUCCUGGCAAAGCUCUCAGUCCUUGAGUGGUCAACAGUUUAGUAGAUUAGCAGGAAUAUAUGAUAUGGCCUUCCUUAAAGAAAAGGGUUUCUAUCCAUGUGAUAUAAACACUAAAACUGAAGACAGUAUUGUGGCUUUUCUUACAAAGCAAUAUCCUAAACCUGAAAAGGGUAAACUUUCUUCAAUGUUUUAAACAACACUAUUAUGUUAAUCGUUCUUUAAAAUAUUGUAUUUAUCUAUUGAACAAGUGUACAGAAUGAAUUUGCUAUUUUCAUAAAAUUGCACUGAUCGACUUUAAUAUUUAAAUGUACCUGUUGGUAAAAGACAUUUCAUAAAGACAAAGAUCAUACAAAGAAUAUCAUUUUAUUUGUAAAGAAUCAUUAAGCAGAACUUGCACAGAACAAACAGUAUAACGUGCUGCGUGUAA
This is a messenger RNA of Ruditapes philippinarum (Manila clam), 1025 nucleotides long. RefSeq lists its product as uncharacterized. The transcript is spliced from 5 exons. NCBI's taxonomy places the organism in Eukaryota, Metazoa, Mollusca, Bivalvia, Venerida, Veneridae. Bases 54 to 791 code for a protein of 245 amino acids. The record is from RefSeq and is a predicted model, not a curated record.